This is a messenger RNA of Gongylonema pulchrum, 474 nucleotides long. Lineage: Eukaryota; Metazoa; Nematoda; Chromadorea; Rhabditida; Gongylonematidae. The record is from the annotation of a GenBank genome assembly.
AUGUGGUUGUGCCAGGUUAUCGAAGAUAGGCCGAAAGUGAAAGCAUCAAGGCCAGUGAAAACGGAAGAAAAGGAAGGCGGUCGCACUAUCUGGCGCAACAUCAUCUGGCUCAUCAUACUCUUUGCUUACUCCUUCAUUGGCGGCGUUAUUUUUAGUGCCAUUGAAGGAGGGCAUGACGAGAGCGAGCUUCUGAGGAAGUACGAGCACGAUAUGAGCAUCUACGUGAAGCAUAAAAUGUAUCAGUUGCAAAUUUUUACGAAACUGUGCGAAAUAGACCGUAACACAUCCUACACCCGGAACGAAAGUGCUUCAGAAGUGGAAGAACAAAAGAUGCAGCUAGUGAGCAAUGCGCUAGGUUGGUAUGAGCAAAUGCUGGGCAUCAGUAUUACGGAACCAGUUAUGGAAGUUUCGAGGUGGAAUAUUUGGGGUGGUGUUUAUUACGCGGCCAGCCUGUACACGACAAUUGGUAAGUGA